UGAUCCCAAAGACAACUCUCAGAUACCGAAACCUCAUUUUUGCUCUCUCUCAGAUUAACCAAAAUCAGAUACUAUGGGUCAAGGAACUCCCGGUGGUCUCAACCGUCAAGGUUUACCCGGCGAUCGGAAACCAGACGGCGGCGACAAGAAGGAGAAGAAGUUUGAGCCUGCGGCGCCGCCGGCUCGAGUUGGUCGCAAGCAGCGGAAGCAAAAGGGUCCCGAAGCUGCGGCUCGGCUCCCGACUGUUACCCCUUUAACUAAGUGCAAGCUGAGGCUGUUAAAGCUUGAGCGAAUCAAGGAUUAUCUGCUUAUGGAGGAAGAGUUCGUCACUAAUCAGGAGCGACUCAAGCCCCAGGAGGAGAAAGCCGAAGAGGAUAGAUCCAAGGUUGACGAUCUCAGAGGGUCACCUAUGAGCGUCGGUAAUCUGGAGGAGCUCAUCGAUGAGAGCCAUGCCAUCGUUUCUUCCUCUGUUGGGCCCGAGUAUUAUGUGGGUAUUUUGUCUUUUGUCGAUAAGGACCAAUUGGAGCCUGGCUGCGCAAUUUUGAUGCACAAUAAGGUUCUUUCAGUUGUUGGGCUUCUUCAAGAUGAAGUUGAUCCCAUGGUGUCUGUGAUGAAAGUCGAGAAGGCUCCAUUGGAAUCAUACGCAGACAUUGGUGGUUUAGAUGCCCAGAUACAGGAGAUAAAAGAAGCUGUUGAGCUCCCCCUUACUCAUCCUGAAUUAUACGAAGACAUCGGUAUCAAACCUCCCAAGGGUGUUAUAUUGUAUGGAGAACCAGGAACUGGCAAGACUUUACUUGCAAAGGCAGUUGCUAAUUCAACAUCAGCCACUUUCUUGCGCGUUGUUGGUAGUGAAUUAAUUCAAAAGUACUUGGGAGAUGGUCCAAAACUAGUGAGGGAGCUAUUUAGGGUUGCAGAUGAUCUCUCUCCUUCAAUUGUCUUCAUUGAUGAGAUUGACGCAGUCGGUACAAAGAGGUAUGAUGCUCAUUCUGGCGGUGAACGUGAAAUUCAGAGAACUAUGUUGGAGCUGCUGAACCAGUUAGAUGGUUUCGAUUCAAGAGGAGAUGUUAAAGUGAUUCUUGCAACAAAUAGGAUUGAAAGUCUUGAUCCAGCUUUACUUCGGCCUGGUCGAAUAGAUAGGAAAAUUGAAUUUCCUCUCCCAGAUAUUAAAACAAGAAGGCGCAUUUUCCAGAUUCACACAUCGAGGAUGACAUUGGCUGAUGACGUCAACUUAGAAGAAUUUGUCAUGACUAAAGAUGAGUUUUCCGGAGCAGAUAUUAAGGCUAUUUGCACUGAAGCUGGUUUGCUUGCCUUGAGGGAACGUCGAAUGAAGGUGACACACGCAGAUUUUAAGAAGGCGAAAGAGAAGGUUAUGUUCAAGAAGAAGGAAGGAGUACCAGAAGGACUUUAUAUGUGAUAAGAUUGUCUCAUGUUGUUGGAGAAAUAUGUUCUUUGCUUUGUCUCCUGAUAACAACAAUUUAUUUCAAAUUCGGUGGCAUUUUCCAAUUUUUUUUUUCAAUUUGGGUAUUACAGAAAGAUUGCGUAUCAUCUUUUGGUGAAAUAUGAAGGCUCCCAAUGUAGACUCUUCUCUUCCAUUAUACGAUAGCUUUCUCCCAUUUAACUAAA
Molecule: messenger RNA, 1623 nt
Organism: Humulus lupulus (European hop)
Lineage: Eukaryota; Viridiplantae; Streptophyta; Magnoliopsida; Rosales; Cannabaceae
Product: 26S proteasome regulatory subunit 4 homolog A
Exons: 6
Coding region: 74-1414 (446 amino acids)
Biological process (GO): proteasome-mediated ubiquitin-dependent protein catabolic process
Cellular component (GO): proteasome regulatory particle, base subcomplex
Molecular function (GO): proteasome-activating activity; ATP binding; ATP hydrolysis activity
Source: RefSeq, a predicted model, not a curated record